AUCAGGUCUUUCUUUGACCACCUGAAAGCAAAUAACAUGGACAAGUUUAACCAGACAUUUGUGAUAGAGUUUAUUCUUUUGGGUCUUUCUCAGUACCCCAAGCUUGAGAUCAUUUACUUUCUUCUAAUUCUAAUGAUGUAUCUAGUGAUUCUAAUGGGCAAUGGUGUUCUCAUCACAGCAAGCAUUUUUGAUUCGCGUCUUCACACCCCCAUGUACUUCUUCCUGGGCAACCUCUCUUUCCUGGAUAUUUGUUAUACAUCCUCCUCUGUUCCCUCGACAAUGGUGAGCUUAAUCUCAAAGAAAAGAAAUAUCUCCUUCUCUGGAUGUGCUGUGCAGAUGUUCCUAGGAUUUGCAAUGGGUUCAACAGAGUGUUUGCUCCUUGGCAUGAUGGCUUUUGAUCGCUACGUGGCCAUCUGUAACCCACUGAGAUACCCCAUCAUCAUGAAUAAGUUGGUGUAUGUGCUGAUGGCUGCUUUAUCAUGGCUCUCUGGUGGAGUCAACUCCAUUGUGCAAACAUCACUUGCCAUGCAAUUACCUUUCUGUGGGAAAAAUAUUAUCAAUCACUUCACAUGUGAAAUAUUAGCUGUUCUUAAGCUUGCAUGUGCUGACAUAUCCCUUAAUAUUAUCACCAUGGUGGUAUCGAAUGUGGCCUUCUUAGUUCUUCCUCUGGUGAUUAUCUUUUUCUCCUACAUGUUCAUUCUUUACACCAUCUUGAGAAUGAACUCGGCCACAGGAAGACGCAAAGCCUUUUCCACCUGCUCAGCGCAUCUGACGGUGGUGAUCAUAUUUUAUGGUACCAUCUUCUUUAUGUAUGCUAAACCCAAGUCCCAAGACUUGCCUGGAGAAGAAAAGUUGCAAGCAUUAGACAAGCUCAUUUCCCUGUUCUAUGGGGUAGUGACCCCCAUGCUCAAUCCCAUUAUCUAUAGUUUAAGGAAUAAGGAUGUAAAAGCUGCGGUGAAAUAUCUGCUGGACUGCAAACCUAUCUCAUAA
Molecule: messenger RNA, 990 nt
Organism: Echinops telfairi (small Madagascar hedgehog)
Lineage: Eukaryota; Metazoa; Chordata; Mammalia; Afrosoricida; Tenrecidae
Product: olfactory receptor 13C3
Exons: 1
Coding region: 37-990 (317 amino acids)
Biological process (GO): G protein-coupled receptor signaling pathway
Cellular component (GO): membrane
Molecular function (GO): olfactory receptor activity; G protein-coupled receptor activity
Source: RefSeq, a predicted model, not a curated record